ACCUUUCAAGAUCCCCCUUAAUUCUGUCUCCGUCUCCCUUCCCUCUAAUUCCUCACCUCUUCUUUCGCUGAAAAUAUAUCUAAUCUGUCAUCUUUUAGAUUAAGAGCAUGGACAAUCAACGCAGCCCUCUGCUUAGUUGGGCUUACUACUGCCAGGGCAAGUCAAUGGAGGAGCUGAGGCAGUCCCUGUUGUACACCACUCUUGAGCUGGAAGAAACAAGAGCUGCAGCGCAGGAGGAACUCAGAAAGAGGGAUGAUCAACUGGUUAAUCUCAAGGAUCUGCUUAACAAGACCAUUAAAGAGAGAGACGAAGCACGCGAGAAAUGCCACAGGCUUCUCUUGGACAAGUUUGUUCUACAGCAGCAACAAGCAGCUCCUCUUUCUGGAGUUUCCAGCAUUGAGGACGAACCCAGAAGGGGAAUUGACUCCAACAAUGGCCUCUCUUCAUCGGAUUGUGAAGAAAGCAUUGUUUCUUCUCCGGUUAUUGACCAUUUCCCUCAACCCCAGUUGCCGCCACAGCCGCCAUUACCGGCGACCCAAUCCAUGAUGGAGUUGGCUCCUGAGAAGCCGUUACCAGAAAAAGGCAAGCUUUUGCAGGCGGUGAUGAAAGCAGGCCCUCUGCUUCAGACUCUGCUUUUGGCAGGACCACUUCCUCAAUGGAGACACCCGCCACCCCCACUCGACUCUUUUGAGAUUCCUCCAGUCACCAUUCCUUCACCGCCGCCGGCGCCGCCGGCAAUACCACCACAGCUUCUCCACCAAGAUUCCUUCAUCAAUACUAACGGUGCUGGCAGCACUCCCAUCAACUGCGGAAGAAUUAGUAGAAAGAGGGCUUUCUGUCAGGGCUCUGAGAAUCCCACAGAGGCCAAGUACCAAAGGGUCGUACUCCUUGACUGCCGGAUUUGGCCGAUUAAUUUAUGAUUUACAUAUUUCGUAGUUAUUAGGAUUAAAGGUU
Molecule: messenger RNA, 954 nt
Organism: Prosopis cineraria
Lineage: Eukaryota; Viridiplantae; Streptophyta; Magnoliopsida; Fabales; Fabaceae
Exons: 2
Coding region: 108-920 (270 amino acids)
Source: RefSeq, a predicted model, not a curated record